AUUAACGUCAUAAUUUACGUCUUGAGCCGCGCAUGGUGAAUGGGUUUUCUCGCUCAAUAAAUUAUUUGUUUCUACAAAGGGUCUCGAAUUGACCAGAUUUUGCUUCUAAUAUCAAAUUAAAGCUUUUAUCACGAAGUUCUUCAGACUUUUUGCGACAAUGGUGCAGAAAGGGCCUCGUCCUUUGGUGCUGUGUGGUCCUUCAGGGUCAGGCAAGAGUACAUUACUGAAACGUCUGCUCAAGGAGUUUCCAGAUAAGUUUGGAUUUAGUGUGUCACACACAACGAGAAACCCACGACCGGGUGAGAAAGAUGGAGUUCACUAUCACUUCACUAACAAAAAUGACAUGAUUGCUGCGGUGGAAAGGGGCGAGUUUAUUGAGACCGCGACUUUCAGCGGGAAUAUGUAUGGGACAAGCAAACGAGCUGUUGAUGACGUUCGCCGCACCGGCAAGAUUUGCGUGCUGGACAUCGAAAUUGAGGGUGUGAAGCAGGUCAAGCAAACAGAUCUCGAUCCACUGCUAGUGUUCGUGAUGCCGCCUUCAAUUGAGGAGCUGGAAAGACGUUUACGAGCUCGUAACACUGAAAAUGAGGAAACAUUGAGGAAACGCUUGGAUACUGCUAUCAGAGAAAUUGAAUUUGGCAAGCUACCAAACAAUUUUCACAUCAUAAUAAUGAAUGACAAUUUGGACAAGGCAUAUUCAGAUCUGCGCGAGUUUAUUGCCCAGAAUACUCAGGACAAAGAAGAAGAAUCCGUGGAUGAAGCAAAUGACCCCAAGGACAAUUAAAUACCACAGCAAGAAAAUUCCUGUAGUUUAAAAGUUACUUAUAAAUGUUGUUAAAGCUAUUGAUCGCCCCAACAAAACUAAAGAAUUUUAAAAUACAAUAUGAAUUUUGAUAAACUACCUCUUAAUAAUAUGGACAGUAUUCUAUCUAUAACCAUGUGAUGGUUAAAUUGAAAAUAGUUGGUUUAUGAACAGUUGAAAUUGCAAUAUGAAGUGUUUAUGUUAUUUACUGUUUAGUACCUGAUGGUGUUGUACAAGUCAUUUAUUUGUUUACAUUGUUAUCUCAUUAUUUUUUAAAGCAAGUCAUAAUCAGAAUAUACACAUUUCACGUGUGAAAUCAACUGUGUACUUUAGUAAUUUGUUUGCAUUUAAUAUAGGUAAAUGUUAUUAUGUAGUUGGAUAUUAUUGUUAAUUACAGAGUUGGAAGAAUGGAUUGCUAACUGAAAUCAAAAAGCAAAAUAAAGAUUGUACCUAUGUAUAAGGGUUCAGGAUAAUUCGGUUAAUAAUCCAUUCAAUUAACUCAACAAAUGUUGAGAAUAGAUGUAUUCAAUGUUAGAUUAUAGUAACUUAGUGCAAUUCUGCUAAAAACAUUUAAAUCAAUGUUGAGUGCCGGCUUUUUAGCGCGGCAUCUGCAUAAUAUUUUAUUAUUUGAUACAAUUACAUUCCCAGGCCUAAAUAAUUGGUCAUACGUUUAAAAUUUAGGGUGCCAAAUUUUUCAGAUUUAAUAGCAUAAUAUAAAAAAAAAGUAAAGGUCGCGGGAAGAGCCUGGAUGCGGGCAGCGCAGGACCGUUCAUUGUGGAAAACCUUGGGGGAGGCCUUUGUCCAGCAGUGGACGUCAUUUGGCUGAAACGAAGACGAACGAUAAAAAAAAACAUACCUACUACAAAUUAUUCGGUAAAUUGGCUAUUGGUCAUCAUAAUGGUUUCUUUGACAAUCAUUUUAUUAACUUUGCCUGUUUUUAAAUUGUUUUACUUUAUAUAUUUUAAUUAUUAUGACUGUGCAUGGAAUUGUUCAGCUUGCCAAUGCAAUGAAUAUUACUAAUAAUAUAAAUAAACUAAGAUUAAUCAAAUUCUUUGUGUGUAAGAUCUCUGAACUAACAUAAAACUUAUAAUAAUUAUAUCAAUAGUACCUUCUCUUAAAACUGUAUUAGAUACAAGUCACAAGCGACAUAAUUACUAGACAUUUUCGAUGAAUGUUUAUGCCUACUUGGCUUACCUUCAACAAUUUCACAAAAUAAAUAAUGGACUGUGAAGACCACUAAAACAUGUUCUAAAGCCAUGUUUUUGAUGUUUAGAUUUUAACUCCUCUAUAAAUAAAUUAUUGAUGUUGUGGUGCACAGGGUGUUUGGCUAUUCUAGAGGUGUAUAAUUUUAUAUAAGUUUAGUUAAGAAAUUGAUCGAAAUUCAUUUCAUUUUUUUUUUAAUGUAAGAAUACUGGAGUACCUAUAGAUAAUUAUUUGAAAUGGGUGUUUGCGGAUUUCGAAAAUUUCACUUUUUUAAUCGUACCUGUUACAUGGACCUGUAUUUUUAUAGGUCCAUAAUCCGUUAUUAUGUAUUUGCUUACUAUACCUACAUUUCCAGAAUCUCACAUCCGAGCACCCUGUAUAUGUUUUAGAGUUUAGACAAUAUGAUUGUCUUUAAAUACUCGUACUUAGACAAUUCAGUGGCAUAAAUGUAAAUACUAAAUACCUAAGUUAUAAAAUAUUAAUUUGUUUAAAAUAUGAUCAAUUAUCUAAUACACAGUUUUGCUUUUUUAGCUCUACGUGGCCUGUAAGGAGAUUGAAGAAGUUACUUGUUUAGUAUAAGAUUAACUGCCUAUUUAUUAUAUUUGUGGCUUAUUUUCGUGAAUAAUCCAAAUAAAUCAUCUUCAUUUCGAUGUUGAGUUCUAAAACCAUUCCAUAAAGAAUUAGCAACUGUG
Molecule: messenger RNA, 2697 nt
Organism: Ostrinia furnacalis (Asian corn borer)
Lineage: Eukaryota; Metazoa; Arthropoda; Insecta; Lepidoptera; Crambidae
Product: guanylate kinase
Exons: 5
Coding region: 158-784 (208 amino acids)
Biological process (GO): purine nucleotide metabolic process
Cellular component (GO): cytosol
Molecular function (GO): GMP kinase activity
Source: RefSeq, a predicted model, not a curated record